AUGGAGUCCCUCAAUCCAAAGAGUUUGCUUGGGGCAGCUUUCCUUUUCACUGCAUUAUGUGGUUCGAGUAUCACAAACGCGCAGGAUGUUAUCACCGAUGAUACAUAUUCCUAUGGACAAUCUCCACCUGUGUAUCCAUCUCCCGAAAUGCCAAGAAACGGAUCAUGGGCAUCUGCCUAUUCCAAAACUGUCGGUCUGGUUUCCCAGAUGACCAUGGCUGAAAGAGCCAACCUCACGGUUGGGAAAUCAGAAGGCUUAAACAGUUGUAGUGGCCUAACAGGCUCUGUACCGCGACUCAAUUUCAAAAGUAUCUGUAUGAACGAUGCCGGAAAUGGUCUUCGUGAUACGGAACUGGUAAAUUCCUGGCCCAGUGGUGUCCAUAUAGAGGAUACAAUAUGGCAGGGGGAAUUUAAGACAAAAGGCAUCAACGUUGCUCUUGGUCUUGUUGUCGGUCCCUUUGAAAGAGUUCCAAUUGGUGGGAGGAAUUGGGAGGGAAUGGGCAAGAUCGUAGGUUUUCUUUCUUUCUAUCACUUGAUUCCCCAGACUCAUCCUCUUUUUGGCAAUGCCUUGACAUAUCUUUCGGGAAAGCUCGCCGCUCAAACUGUUUUGGGAACCCAAGAUGCUGGUAUAAUAGCAUCAGUGAAACAUUUCAUUGGGAAUGAACAAGAAUAUAAGCAAAAUCCAUUGGGCAACGUUUCCGCCAUCUCAUCUAAAAUUGAUGGUAAAACAAUGCACGAAUUAUAUCUUUGGCCAUUUGCCGAUACUGUUCACGCAGGAGCUGCUUGUGUCAUUGACUGGGGAGCGUUGCACGCUGGCUAUGCAGCAGUAGAGGCAGGAUUGGAUGUUGUCAUGCCAAGCUCAGACCUCUGGGGAGUGAGUGGUGAAAAUUUGACAGCAUCUGUUGCCAAUGGGUCUCUUGCGGAGUCAAGAUUGACCGACAUGGCUACUAGAAUUGUGGCCAGUUGGUAUCAAAUGGGUCAAGAUGAAGAUUUCCCAGAACUCAGUUUGGCAUCUUCAUAUUUGACACCACAUACCAAAUUCAAUGCCCGAGAUCCUACAUCAAAGCCAAUUCUUUUGAGCGGGGCAAUGGAGGGUCAUGUUUUGAAACUAGAAUUGCUUUCUAUUUUUGGGUAUGAUGCGCCCGUAUCAAGUCAGAGUAAUAUUGGAAAUACUCGAUAUCUGUUUAGGAUGGAAGCUAUCUUGGAUCUCAAUGUAACUGACACCCCCAUCGAUACCUCGUUACAAAUCGCAAGCAACGGAACUCUCAUAGCUGGAGGAGGAAGCGGCUCAAACGCCCCGCCACAUAUCUCUGCUCCUUUUGAUGCGCUACAGGAACAAGCUUAUAAUGAUGACACAAGUCUUUUCUGGGAUUUCGUCUCCGUUGAUCCAGACGUUAAUGCCGGCUCAGAUGCUUGCCUUGUCUUCUUGAACGCAUAUUCUAUCGAGAAUAGUGAUAGACCUGGUCUUUAUGAUGGAUUUUCAGAUACUUUGGUAAAUAAUGUUGCGUCAAAAUGUAAUAAUACCACUGUGACCAUUCAUAAUGUUGGAAUACGUCUGGUUGACCAAUGGAUCGAGCAUCCAAACGUUACCGCUGUGAUUUUUGGUCAUCUGCCCGGUCAAGAUAAUGGACGAGCACUUGUUAAGUUGUUGUACGGUGUUGAAUCUUUCUCUGGUAAAUUGUCAUGUACGACAGCAAAGAACUAGUCAGAUUACAGUGUGUAUAAUCACUCAGAGGGUGUCUAUCUCGAUUAUCGCGAUUUUGAUGCUAAAAAUACAACUCCAAGAUUUGAAUUUGGGUUCGGAUUAACCUACACUACUUUUGAAUAUGCCGACCUCUCGAGUUCAGUUGUUUCGAAUGCAAGCACAGCUUACUUACCGCCAAUAACUACCAUCAUUCAGGGUGGAGCCCAGUCUCUCUGGGACGUUGUCGCAAAGCUUCAAGCAACUGUAUCAAACAACGGUACAAUGACCGCCAUGGAGGUAGCAUAAUUAUAUGUCGGUAUUCCGAACGGGCCAGCUAGACAAUUGAGAGGUUUCGAGAAGGUCAACACACCAGUUGGAGAAAGUGCAGUUGUGGAAUUUGAGUUGACGAGAAAGGAUUUGAGUGAGUGGAGUGUGGAGGAACAAAAUUGGGUUUUGCAACAGGGACGUUAUGGAUGGGAUCUGGGUUGGAUCGAGUAG
Botrytis porri is the source of this 2181-nucleotide messenger RNA. RefSeq lists its product as uncharacterized. The transcript has 9 exons. Gene Ontology annotation, molecular function: beta-glucosidase activity. Gene Ontology annotation, biological process: glucan catabolic process. The coding region runs from base 1 to 1704 and encodes 567 amino acids. NCBI's taxonomy places the organism in Eukaryota, Fungi, Ascomycota, Leotiomycetes, Helotiales, Sclerotiniaceae. The record is from RefSeq and is a predicted model, not a curated record.